This is a messenger RNA of Anguilla anguilla (European eel), 5161 nucleotides long. RefSeq names its product v-ets avian erythroblastosis virus E26 oncogene homolog 1 (gene ets1). The record is from RefSeq and is a predicted model, not a curated record. Gene Ontology annotation, cellular component: nucleus. The coding region runs from base 143 to 1594 and encodes 483 amino acids. The transcript is spliced from 10 exons. Gene Ontology annotation, biological process: cell differentiation; regulation of transcription by RNA polymerase II. NCBI's taxonomy places the organism in Eukaryota, Metazoa, Chordata, Actinopteri, Anguilliformes, Anguillidae. Gene Ontology annotation, molecular function: sequence-specific DNA binding; DNA-binding transcription factor activity, RNA polymerase II-specific.
CCUUCCCACCUCCUCGCAGUAAACGCUACAACUGGCAGGUAGAGCUGCAGUCCGGCCAAGCACAGAGCUGUCAGGAAAUCACGGAGAGAACGAACGACCAGGCAGAGUUUCACUGUCAAGCAGCGCACCCAGGACCUCCGCAAUGAGUUACUACAUGGAUCCUCUUUCUGUCUACCCUGUCCCUCACCCCUCUGACCGUCUGGACCUGACGAGACAGAGUGGCAGCAUGGACAUUGCUCCACAGAGCUCCAUGCUUAGCACCUGUCAAGCACAGCACCACUACCCACCACGACCCGUCUAUCCACAAGAGGUGACCCUGCAGGAAGUGCCCAACGGACCGGAGUUCUGCCCAUCAGAUCUGGAAUGUGGUGAUGUCCCUCUGCUGACACCUGGCAGCAAAGAGAUGAUGUCACAGGCUCUGAUGGCCACAUUCAGUGGCUUCACAAAGGAGCAGCUGAGACUAGGAAUUCCAAAAGACCCUAGGCAGUGGACGGAGAACCACGUGGGGGACUGGCUGAGAUGGAUGGUGAAUGAGUUCACCCUGAAGAACGUGGACUUCCGCAAGUUCUGCAUGAACGGUGCCAGCCUCUGCGGCCUGGGGAAGGAGUGCUUUCUGGACCUGGCCCCCGACUUCGUGGGCGACAUCCUCUGGGAGCAUCUGGAGAUGCUGCAGAAAGACACAAAACAUUUUCCUGUCAAUGGCCUGACCUCCUCCUUCCAGGACUCCCGCUAUACCUCAGAUUACUUUGUCGGCUAUGGCAUUGAGCAUGCCCAGUGUGUGCCUCCAUCGGAAUAUACAGAGCCGGGUUUCAUCACAGAAUCCUACCAGACCCUGCACCCCAUCAGCUCAGAGGACCUGCUUUCACUCAAGUACGAGAAUGACUACCCCAACGUCAUCCUGCGGGAUGCCCCUCUGAACGCCCUCCAGGGUGACUACUUCUCUAUCAAGCAGGAGGUCACCUCCCCCGACAACAUGUGCUUGGGGCGCAUCAGCAGAGGGAAACUGGGAGGCCAGGACUCCUUCGAGAGCAUCGAGAGCUUUGAGAGCUGCGAUAGGCUGACGCAGUCCUGGAGCAGCCAGUCGUCGUUCAGCAGCCUGCAGCGCGUGCCGUCGUACGACAGCUUUGACUCCGAGGACUACCCCAGCGCCCUGCCUGGUCACAAGCCCAAGGGCACCUUCAAAGACUACGUGAGGGAGCGGUCCGACCUCAACAAAGACAAGCCCGUCAUCCCUGCUGCCGCACUCGCUGGCUACACAGGCAGUGGGCCCAUUCAGCUGUGGCAGUUUCUCCUCGAGCUCCUGACAGACAAGUCCUGCCAGGCCUUCAUCAGCUGGACGGGAGACGGCUGGGAAUUCAAGCUGUCCGAUCCAGAUGAGGUGGCACGGAGGUGGGGCAAGAGGAAAAACAAGCCCAAGAUGAACUACGAGAAGCUGAGCCGCGGCCUGCGCUAUUACUACGACAAGAACAUCAUCCACAAGACCUCGGGCAAGCGCUAUGUCUACCGCUUCGUCUGUGACUUGAAAAGCCUGCUGGGCUACACCCCCGAAGAGCUGCACGCCAUGCUGGACGUUACACCCGACAGGGACGAGUGAAUGCCUGGUGGGCGAGGUUUUGCAGAGAAAGGGGAGGAGCCAUGGAGGAGCCCAGGGAUCUGAAGGACUUUCUUUCCAUACUGGUGGGUGUGGUCAGGACCAAAACGGGAUCUUUUUUUAGCACGUUAGCUUUGGUUCCUUUUUCCUUUUUUGUUGUUGUUGAUGUUGUUUUUUUUUGCCAUUUGAGCUCCUCACAGUGCAUAGUGUGAUUCCGGCACCAGGUUUCUGCGCUGCCUCAAAGACAUUAUCAACAAAAUGUACUCAUACACACAAUGACAGACGUACACAUUACAGAUAUAUAAAUAUUUAAACAUAUGCGUACGUAAUUACGUUGAAGCUCAAGGUAAAUGGAAAGCUAUCCAUUGAAAGUUUUGUUCAUCUAAGUAGCACAAGCAACUGACACAGAAGUGGACCAGAAGCGAGCAAAGAUUCUGGAAUGAAGGGAACAAACAUGGACUGUGAGUUCCUGCUAUGAUACUGUUGCCAAAAUGAAAAAAAAAAUAACUAUAUAGAAAUAUAUGAUAUUUACUUAGUUACUGUUGCUCUGCCUUUCUGCACACAUAAUGCAUGGACAGAGUUCUCAGUAAGGACCAAAAACAAGAAGAUUGUUAUUUUAUAUUAUUUUAAAUAGGUUUGUGCCAGUAUUAUUGUCCUUAAAGGGAUAUUUCACUUUGGAAUUAUUUUGCGGACCUUCCCCAAUGUAUUUUCAUUGCAAAUACAAUGGGGUGAGCUUCACAAAAUUAAUUGUCAUAGACCAAAGUGAAAUAUCCCUUUAAAACUUCCUGUAAGAGAAUUCUAUGUUGUACAAGUUAAGUACUUUAGCUCAACAGACUUUUGGACUUAUGUAACUAGGAAACCAUCUAAUUGUGAAUGCCUACUGCCUGCAAUGUUUCCACAUGUCAGUCAAGUAUUUUUUUUUGUAGGAAAAUUUGAAAACUGAUAGUACUGAUCUGGUUCUGAGAUGACACUGGAGACAAGGGGGGUAAUUUUACUCAUUACCGUAGACAUCAAAAACUGUGCUUGCUCAUUUUGCCAGUGGCUGGCUUGCACAACUGAAAGUGACCGUUGCCUUUCAACUGCUACUGUGACUCCACAGUCAACCACAAAUGCAUCCUCGCUACUACAAGAACACCUAUACAGGUUUCUGUACCAUCUGACACAUUUCCAUUUUCUAUCAGUCCUGUCGGCAUCAGGACAACUACAAAGCACAGGGAUUAAAAGUUUAUUACAGGGGUAAACUGUUAAGAUCACAGGUUUCGUGUGCUGCAAAAUCUCCACUCCUUCUUUAAGUUCUCUUAGAAUAGCAGGGAAGAUAUCGGAGAAAUUGCGUUUUGGGAAUGCAUGGCAUUGCUGCCUCUCUGGCAUGCCCAAGAUUAAACUUCUGUCGAUUUUCCAGGAAGCUCUUAUGAAGAUGGAUCUUAAUUGAAUUGUGAGGCAAUAUUCCUGAGGUAUUGUUACAGAUAAGGAGCCUGAGAAGGUUAGUUGACUAUGCUGUAAUACUGUUCCAUGAGGGGAGUGAAAUGGCGUCAGUAAAGUGGAUGAUCUUCCAUCAACUUGGGCUGUGCUAAGAUGCAGAGUCUAGCCGUAGAAGACGUUUGUAAAGUAAAAGUGUUACUCCAGAAAGAGGGGGAGGACUUGGUAAAAAUACAAAGGAAAAUGUAAGAAAGGUUUGAGUCAAGGAAGCCUAUAUUCUGGAAAAGUAUAGACGUGAGUUGUCUAAGAAAGGUCUGCUGGCAAACAAAGAGGUUUCUUUUGCAUUGAGUAUUGCCGGCUGAUGGGAAAAGGCCACUUUGAAAAAAUACAGGGGCAACUGAUGUAGCAUUUGCAUUAGCAUUAGUGAACUGUAUGGAUGCAUUUUUUGUAUUGUUUUGUACAGAGAGCUUUGAAAACCACUGAAAUAAGUUGUUUCUGUAAUGGUGUCUUGUACAUCACUGAUGCAGGUUGAUGGGGAGCUAAGUACUCUCUGAUUUCCGGCCUAUGUACCACAUGGACUUGCUGUACACAAGUCUGAAAAUAUGAAGGAACUCAUUCAAAUUGCUCAUAAGUAGCUGUAGCGCUGUUGGCAUGAGCACGGCCAGCCAUUACUGAACUCCAGGUCAUGAAUAAGUAAAACACCGUUGUAUCACUGCUGCCUUCUGUGGGAAGAUUACUGCAUGUAGGCCUUUAGGGGGAAAAGAAAACUGGUAUAGAAAUCUUAAAAUACAAAUGUUAUUGUUUACAAUGGCUGAAUGUUACCCAUCCUGAUUAUAAAUAGUGUUACAGCUGUCUAUUUGUACAGAUUGUAUUUCAUAUGUUAUUAAGAGACCUCAAUUAAACAAACAAGCUAAGACAAAGUACUAAUAAUAACCAAAACAUGUGAGGUCUCGGGUAAGAGAGUUGGGCUGGGCUCAUCAAUGAUGUUUGAAGACAGCGACCAUAAAUCCUCUGCAUUAACUGUAUUAUUAUUGCUUCAGUUUGACUUGAUCCAUGCCGCAGAGCUUUAGGUAUGGAUUUGAUGAAAAGCUCUGACCGUUUUGGUGGGACUACUUUUUUUUUCUCAGAUUACUGGACAGUUUCUAUGCUUUUACUCUUAUCCUUGCCCUGGGAAAGAGAUGCAGCUUCUGUCCACACUCACAAUCUCUGUCCUGGACAUACACAAUCUCAUGACUGUCUUGGCUACUUUCUGUUGGGAAUAUUUUUGUGAAAAUUGGAUUGCCACGUCUGUCAAAAUUUACACAUCACCUGCAUAUCUCGCUAUUAUGCAGGCAAAAAGCAAGAAAUCAGGUUAUCAUACAGUAGCCUCUAUUUUUCUGUUACUCCAAAGAAUGUUUUAUAUAGUUGCAUCAAUGAUCAAUUUGUUUGCGUGUGUGAAACAAAGGUUACAGCUAUUGUAAAGGUUUUUUUAAAAUGCCACCCACAGUGUUAAUUAGAAUCAAACAUCUUUUGUGUCGAUUGCAAGAAGCAUAAAUUACAGGAAGCGGUUACACAUUUGGAUCAGUAAAAUUGUUCUGCACACCCGGACUGUUGUAUAAUUUACAUAAACCAUAGUAUUAUGUGAAUCUUUCUCCACGGAUUUUACUUUUCAACAUUAUUUUGGAAAAUACAUCCAUACAUGGUAUUUUGAUGCAUACCAGAGUAUUCAAAUGCAUACCAGAAUAUUGUGUAAGGAAACCAUUUUUGUUACUGUUGUUGUUGCUUUGUAUAUUUUAUAGUGUUUAUGUAUUUUUAUGUUAAUGAAAUCUUUUAUGUAUUUGUUUCACAAACAUUUGAAUAUUUUUCAAAUAAUUUAUAUUUUAUAAACUUUGAAAUACAAGAAGCAGACAGCUGGUGCUUUCAUGGGAAAUAAUGGUAGUGCAGGAGAAAAAAUAAAAUAUGUAGCGAUUUUACUUUUUUUAUACAAAGAAAAAAAAUGAACAAACAAUGAAAAAAAAACCUGUCUGCGUAAACAGUUGUGUAGAAAAUUAAAGGCUGAUGCUGGCCCAUCAUUGAUUUCUGCUGGGAAGUUUUAUAAACUGCAGCUUCUAUUCUUAUUGUACUUCAAAUUGUUAUGUUACAAAAUAUAUGUGAAAAAAAAUAUUUCGUAAUCUC